Molecule: messenger RNA, 1727 nt
Organism: Mycena citricolor
Lineage: Eukaryota; Fungi; Basidiomycota; Agaricomycetes; Agaricales; Mycenaceae
Source: the annotation of a GenBank genome assembly
AUGCAACAAAUCUGGCUCCCACCCGCUUUACUUGGUGUGCUCAACCACAUCUUCUUUCGCCACUUUGAGCCAGGCAAUGCGCACUACCCUCUUUUAGCGAUCCUCAUCCAGCCUGCGCUGCUCCUCUCGUUCCUCUCCCAUGGCACGCCCAGUGUGCCCACCGUUCUCGGUGUCUACGCGACAUUCAUUGGCUCCCUUUCGCUCUCCAUCGUGCUUUACCGGCUCUCCCCGUGGCACCCCCUCGCAUCGGUCCCCGGCCCGGCUCUCUACAAGAUCUCCAAGGUCUGGAGCCUCCGCGACGUCGCGCGGGGGGACUCACAUCGUGUCCUCCGACGGAUGCAUGAUCAGUACGGUCCGGUCGUCCGAACCGGCCCGAAUGAGGUGUCGAUCGCGCACACCGACGCGGUCAAGGUCGUACUGGGGACGUACCCCAAAGGCCAGCAUUACGAGACUCGCGGGGACCCUAACGUCCCAGCCAAGUCGCUGCUGCUGCUCAAGGGAGAGGCGCAUGCGAACCGCCGUCGGAUCUGGAACCGCGGCCUCAACUCAGCCUCAAUCGCCGCCUACGAGGUCACCUUGGUGAAGCGCAUCUCGCAGCUUCUGGAGAGGCUGGAAGAGCAGUCGCUGUCAGGGUCGUCGGUCAGCAUCAACAAGUGGCUGGGCUAUUUUACGUUCGACUUUAUGGGCGAUAUGGCGUUCGGUGGCGGAUUCGAAAUGAUGCGCGAUCGCGGAGAUAAGGACGGGCUGUGGAAGAUCAUCGAAGAUGGCACUCGUGUCGCGGCGUUUAUUUCCCCGAUUCCCUGGAUUUUACCGACGAUACGGCUGAUCCCGGGUCUCGCCAAAAACAUCAACACCCUCCGCAAAUUUGGUGCCACGUCUGCUGCCAACCGUAUCAAAGCUGGUUCGCUCGUCAAGGACUUGUGGUAUCAUCUGACGGACGAAGCCGAGGUGGAGAAACAGCGCCCCUCGAUCCCCGAAGUGGUUGCAGACGGCGUGCUGAGCAUCAUCGCGGGCUCUGAUACGACGUCCACAGCACUGAGCAAUCUCAUCUGGCUCUUGCUGUCGAACCCAGCGGUCUACAAGCAAGUUCGGGAGGAAGUCGACAGCGUCUACCCGCGCGGUGACUCGCCUCUCGAUGCGUCCAAGCACUCCCAGCUCCCCUUCCUCACCGCAUGCAUCAACGAGACACUCCGGCUGCUCCCGCCCGUUCCGUCCGGUGGGCCCCGCAAGGUGCCCGUGGGCGGUGGAAAGGUCAUCGCCGGGCAAUACAUCGCACCGAACACCCAGAUCUUCGUGCCGCAGUACACCCUCCACCGCUCCGCCGAGAACUUUGACGACCCGGACACCUUCAAGCCCCAGCGCUGGCUGAGCCCCGAGUCGGCCGAGAAGCACAACCCGCUCGCGUUCAUCCCGUUCUCGUUCGGCUCGGCGAACUGCGUUGGCAAGAAUCUCGCGUGGCGGGAGAUGAUUAUGGUCAGCGCGGCGCUCAUCCACUCGUUCGACAUCAGCUUUGCGAAAGAUUUCACGGGAGCCGAGGAAUGGAGCAACCAUCUGCACGACCAGUUCGUCACCAGCAUCGCCGUGCCCCUCCAGGUGAGCUUGGCCAAGAGGGAUUAGUUCGUUAGUUGUAGCAUGGUUGUUACCUUUGAGGAAAACGCCAUAUUCGCUAGAUUGAUAUUCCCGGUGGCGUUGCGGCUAUCGUUAAUUACCCACGGCUCAACAUUCUG